Papilio polytes (common Mormon) is the source of this 2297-nucleotide messenger RNA. It is a transcript of the gene S2P, whose product is annotated as membrane-bound transcription factor site-2 protease. NCBI's taxonomy places the organism in Eukaryota, Metazoa, Arthropoda, Insecta, Lepidoptera, Papilionidae. Gene Ontology annotation, cellular component: membrane; cytoplasm. The transcript has 2 exons. The record is from RefSeq and is a predicted model, not a curated record. Gene Ontology annotation, biological process: regulation of response to endoplasmic reticulum stress; membrane protein intracellular domain proteolysis. Gene Ontology annotation, molecular function: protein binding; metalloendopeptidase activity. The coding region runs from base 146 to 1630 and encodes 494 amino acids.
CUUGACAGUUGAUAGAUUUCGGAAAAUGGUUCGUUAUCAACACAAAUAUCGAUUAAAAAUUCGCACUUGACAUUUAGAUUAACACCGGUUAAUGUUUAGCAAAAAUGUAUAAUGAAUUUAUAACAUAAACAUUGAUACUAUAAAAAUGUCAUUCACAAUACUUUGUUCAUUUGUACUUGCUUUUUAUGUAGUGAUAUGGUUUUUUGAUUCUUUCUUCAAGAGUUGUAUGCACUAUCCUUAUUACGCAUUCUUGGACGGAACCGGCUUGAAAGUCGGCAUAUUAAACUUUUCGUGGACAACUGCUGCCUUCAAUCGCUUUUUGUACAGGUGGAGUAAGAACUUAUCUAGGAUACUUCGGAAAUGGUUUACAUGUGGAUAUGUUUUCACAGUGUGGCUGUUCCUCCCGUUUGCUCUGUGGACACUACUAACUUUCAUACUUGAACACUUUUAUGAUCCAAUAGACAUUGGCAGUAUGCCAGAGAUCAGAGGAGCUUUACCUGGAGUAAACAUACCAAUCUCGGACUUCUGGGUAUACUUCCUAGCUAUGGGAAUGAGCAGUAUAUUCCAUGAGCUAGGUCAUGCAUUAGCUGCAUCUCAAGAAGACGUACAAUUAAUUGGUGUAGGUAUUUAUGUGUUUGCUAUAAUACCUGUAGCAUUUGUUCAGUUAAAUUCUGAACAUUUGAAUAGUCUUGCAAUUACCAAGAGAUUGAAAAUUUACUGCGCCGGUGUUUGGCAUAAUGUGGUCUUAGCAUUUGUUGCUAUGUUACUUUUCUUUUCCGCACCUAUUAUAUUUAGUAUAGCGUAUGAGACUGACGUUGGAGUUAAAGUUACAGCAAUGUCUGAUGGAUCACCGUUAAAAGAAGUAAGAGGUUUUAAUGUAGGGGAUGUAGUUACAAGUAUUAAUGGAUGUAAUAUUAAGAAUGCAAAAGAUUGGAUCCAUUGUCUCCAUGACGCACAUGAUAGAUACGGUAUAUGUACUAGUGCUGAAUUUGUUGCUCAAAACGAUGAGAUAAUGAUGGAGACGGUGAAGGAAAAUGAUGUAGUUGAAUGUUGUAGGAAAGAUGAUUUAUACAGUUUAUGUUUUGAGUAUAUGGAACCGAAAGUUGUGAUCGAUUCAGUAUUACCAGGACAAUAUUCUUGUUUAAAACCAAGGGAUAUGGUGAAGAAUAGAUUGAUUAAAUGCACUGAUCACGGUGGUUACAGUUGCCCACACGGUAUGCAUUGUCUGAAGCCAUCUUUGAAUAAUUCUUUCUUGAUUAUUAUUGAAAGGAAAGAUGAUCAUCCUGUUUUAUAUUUAGGUGUACCUUAUGAUUUGCAUGAGACGGUAACCGUAGACCAGUACUUUCCACGUUUAUCUAUAUUUUCAUUUUUCUCUCCAUCUCAAGUAGAAAAGCUCUUAAGGUAUGUGUUUAUAUUUUCAAUGGGCAUAGGAUUUUUGAACGUAGUCCCUUGCUAUGGUACAGAUGGGCAUCAUAUAACUAGAAGUAUUAUACAAAUUAUUGCGAAAUAUUUGAAUAGAAAUGGUGAUUUCGUAACAUUUUUCACAGUUUUCUCUGUAGUUGUGGGAACAGGUGUGACUGUACCGAUUGCAUUAUAUGUUUUCUACAAAGAAGUUUAUAUGUAUAACUAGUUUAUGCCAAAAUGCACCAUAAGUUAAAAUAUGUCAAGCCUGCUAUACACCUUCAGUUUUAGAACAUUUGAAUUUUAUAGUUUAAACUGGAGAUGUGUAGCAGGCUUUAUUUACGUAGUUUUGAUACUGCUAAUCAUUUUGUAAAUAUGUAGGCAAUAUUGUUUUUAUUUAAUAAAAAAAUAGUUAUAAACCGCUUUUAUAAAUAAAUAAUUAGAUUACACAAAUAAUUUACCUAAAUGUUGAGGUUUAUAUUAAGUAAUGUUUGUGACAUUAUAAACUUUUGUUAAACUGUGAUUUUGUUAAAAUAAAGCUACUUGAGUAUGAAAAACAAUAUUCUUAUUGUCUUUUUUAAUGCAUUUAUUCAAUGCACUACAUUUUUAGACUUAGAAGUGUGUUAAAAGUAAUUAUAUGCAUAGUUCACACUUUACUAGUACAGUUAGUCCAUCAACUGGCCCAGUGUAAACAAUGGCGCCAGAGUACAUACAAUCUAAGACUGGAUACAACUGUUCUGGCCAAGUGUAAACCAGAUAUCUGUUGUAUGGUAACAUAUCAAAAUGUAGCAAUAGAAUAAUUCAGUUUUAUAUAAAGGCUUCCAAUAAUAGUAUAAAAUAAGACAAAAAUAUAGUUAAAAAUACCUAGUGGUACACCUAUUUAUGGUUUUGUAAUU